CACACUUCGAGGACGACAACGAGCCGGCAAAACGAGGGCGAUAUUUAAUUGCUACAAAACUCCUUAUUUUCCAGAAAUUCUCCACAUAAUAUGACAGUGUGACACAAACAUUUACUUUAUACGAUGCCUGGGGAAGAUGAUAAGCCUACUUCUGGGUUGUCGUCAAGCCACCCACAUCUUUCUGCUGAGGAUGAAGCUCACUAUUCCAAGUUGUUCGAUCAGCUGGACGUGAAUGGCGAUGGGCGAAUUGAUGUAGACGAUUUGCAGGAAGGUUUUCAGCGACUUGGAGUUCAUGUUGUACCCGGUCAUGCUCAGAAAUUUAUGUCCAAGAGUGACCAGAACAAAGAUGGUCAUUUGGAUUUUGUGGAGUUUGUGCAGUACGUGAUGGAGCACGAGAAACAACUGAAAUUAGUAUUCAAGCACAUUGACCACAACCAAGAUGGUCACCUAGACGUCCAUGAAAUCUUGGCAUCGUUAAGAAAACUAGGAGUUUCCGUCAGUGAAGAAGAAGCUGACAAGCUGAUGAAGAGAUUAAAGGGCUGUAAAGGGUGUGCCGUACCAACCCAUUUGGAGGACGAUGUGGAGUGUGUAUGCUAUAUGGAUAAAGAUGGUUCGCUUAAAGUAGACUGGAAUGAAUGGAGGAAUUACCUUUUGUUACAUCCUAGCUCAGAUCUUAGAGACAUUUAUACUUACUGGAAACAUGCAUCAUUUAUAGACAUCGGUGAGACAUUGUCUGUUCCGGAUGAGUUUACUGAAGAUGAGAAGCAGACCGGGAGAUGGUGGCGUAUUCUACUCGCUGGAGGAGCAGCAGGAGCUGUAUCUAGGACAGUCACUGCACCCCUGGACAGACUGAAAGUUAUAUUCCAGGUGAUCGGAUCGAAAAAGAACAAUCUUGGAAUAAUCUCAGGUUUUCAGCACAUGUACAGAGAGGGAGGUAUCUUAUCAAUGUGGAGGGGGAAUGGUAUUAAUGUCUUGAAGAUUGCUCCAGAAACAGCACUCAAGUUCUACGCAUAUGAACAUAUCAAGAAACUUCUAAGGAUCGAAGGGAAAGAGUUGAAGAUUCAUCACCGAUUUGCGGCUGGUUCAAUGGCUGGGGUCAUAUCACAAUCUAUCAUCUAUCCAAUGGAGGUACUGAAGACAAGGUUAGCAAUAAGAAAGACUGGUCAGUACAAGGGCAUCUUAGACUGUGCAAUGAAAGUAUACAGGACUGAAGGCCUACGGUGUUUCUACAAAGGGUAUAUACCCAAUGCACUAGGCAUCAUACCAUACGCUGGCAUUGAUUUAGCUGUGUAUGAGACGGUGAAAAAUCGAUGGUUAAAGAACCACCACCAGUCUGGUGCCCCACCCACGUUAGUACUGCUGGCCUGUGGCACAUUCUCAAGUACCUGUGGACAAUUAGCGAGCUAUCCAUUGGCCUUGGUUAGGACAAGGUUGCAAGCACAAACUUCAAAAGAGAGUUCAAUGAUAGGAUUGUUCCGUGCCAUUUACACACAAGAGGGCGUGCGAGGUUUGUACCGGGGCAUCGCGCCAAAUUUCAUGAAGGUCGCCCCCGCAGUCAGCAUCGGCUAUGUGGUGUACGAGAAUGUUCGACAAGUCCUGGGCGUAAGAAUGUAACCACGAUAUCAUUGUACAGUCUCUCCUCUAUAUUUCUUGCUGUAUAUUUUGGUACUCCUAGAUUGGUCAUAGGUGCGACUGAUUGGGAGGGAAGACAAUGUGUUCUGGAUUAAUCUCAUUUUGCACCACGCUGAUUUGGGGGCAAAUUGGUUCUGUUUUUAAAUUAUUUUAUUUGUUGAAUAAACUGAACUGAAAUGAAUAAUGUGUCGCCACCAUGUUUGUCACGUACCCUGCUGUAUGCAAUAACAGUUAUGCAUUCUGAUGAGCAAGCACCAGACUAUGUUCUUCUUCCUGUUUCAAUUUGAUGAGAUUAAUUUGAAUUGUUGACAAAACAUUUGUCAGAUCUUCACCUUAUUUGCGGAGUCAACCUGAGUGUAAUAACACUGCACUGUAUAACACAAUGACUUUCAAAAUGGCACUACCGAGGUGAUUGAGACGAUGACAAUAGAUUGAAUUGGGUAAGAAGACAACAUACAAGAAUUGAAAUCUGCACAGGUGAUGAAGAGCGCUUUGAUUUGCCUCCGAGAUGGUGCAUUAAUGGGCAUGGAUAUUGUUUGCAAGAGCUCUUUUAAACUUAUGAUCUGUCAAAGGUUUGUGCAUGAAAUUACUGUAAAAGUAGGCGGAGCAUGUAACCAUCAUUGGCGAUGUGUGUACAACAGGCGCCCUCUGUGGUAAAUAUGUAGAGAGCUUUGAAUUGGUUUUAUAUCUAAGAUGUUUCUCUGUGUACAACAGGCGCCCUCUGUGGUAAAUAUGUAGAGAGCUUUGAAUUGGUUUUAUAUCUAAGAUGUUUCUCUGUGACUUUUCCUGCUACUAGUUUUUCUUUCAUUGUCUGAACUUUUUUGUGCCUUUGAUCUUUUUCUUUUUGUACUCGAGAUUAAAAAAUUGUUGAGCUUAAUGUAAGCUUGUCUGCCUUAUGUAAUAAUAAAGAGAUGUCGAAGGUGAGGAUAGUUGUUUACUCUACCAAUAGCUACGCCCUGUACACUGACCACGCCCAUUUCUGACCUGGCUCAUAAGUUAUGUUAAAUAAUCAUAUUUUGUGUUCGCUCACUAUGUUUUCUGUUUCCAAAACUGCUACCAUGCAUUUAAUACUAAUAAUUUUGGUGGACUAUUCAAACCUUGAUUGAUAGUUAACUCUGUAUUUCAAACUUGCAUUUCCAACGAGAACUCAAAUUUUGUUCUCGCCAGUCCAGUAAAUGUGCCAACAAUCCCGAUAAAUCUGUCAAAAAAAUUGUAUCUUUACUGGUGUUAAUAUAACAUCAACCCGUGUCAAAGUUUAAAUAAGUAUUUAUUUAUUUAAUUAGAAGUUUUUGGUGUUGGGGAAUGUGAUAUAAAGUUGAUAGAUUUUUAUUGUUGCUCGGUAGAACAUGUUAUGAUAGGAGUUUAAGAUUGUAUAUACAAGAGUUGAAGCAUAUCACUAAUAAUCGUCUGCAGCUCCUACUUUGGGCCUGAAAUAGCAGAUGGAUUUCUACAGUAGGGUUCUCUGCUUACAUAGCUAGCGCUGAAAUUCAGCGCCUGCACAUGAGCGGAGAGUGGUUAUCAUUAGCGCAUAUUUCGGCAGUAAGCAGAGCCAUUAAAAUGGCUCUGCAGAGCAGGGACCCCUUGGUUGAACCAUUGCCAUGGAGCAGACCAUUUAUUGUCAGGCAUUUGGGAAUUAUGGGAUGGUUGACUUGUGCCCAGUUUUAUGGGUCUGCUUACUGCACAAGUCCGCACUCUGUAAGCGCAGAAUUAUUUGGUAAGCACAACUAUUAUUUGUUAUCCUGUCAUCCUUCAUAUAAAGUCAUUUUAAAAAUUUUCUUGAAAGUUAAUCUUUUCAUGUUUAAAACUCGAACUUUUUAUAAAGUUUUUAUAGUCACUUUAACAAAGUCUCAAUUUUGAGAAAGUCAAAUGGCAAGAGUAUCUCUUCUCUUCCUUGUUUAUAAUUAUAUUAUGUAUGUAUUUAACCUUCUUAUUUACCUUCAUAAUUUGGUUUUCAUAGGACUGUUACUCUAAUCAUCUCAAAUCCCUUAAGCAGUUUAAAGGUGUUGUGUUCAUGCAACUGUAAAUAAUUAUAAUUUAUACCCAUAACUAACUUAUACCCCCCCCCCCCCCCGAUACGCUUACUUCUACUACCUAAAAUCCUAACCCAGACUCUACCCAAAACCAACCCCUACCCCAAACUCAACUCCUACAUGAAAUACAAACCCCUACCCCAAAACCCCUACCCCAACGCAAACGGAACCCCCCUUCCUAAAGCCCAACCCUAAACUCGAACCCAGCCAUACCCUUACCUCACACCCAGUCCCAGGAACCAUAGGUAUGCCUGACCCCUACCCCAAACCCUAACACCCACCCCUAACAUCCACCCCUAACACCCACCCCUAACACCCACCCAAAACCCUAAGCCAAUCCCCUCUUGACUCUCCAACCCAAACUUGCAAGUGCAAUUAUACAAUUCAGACCUUUAUCCAUUGGAACAGAGCAAGAAGAUUGGUGUUGUCUCUGUAAUUGCUUUGAGGCAUUGUGUGUGCACUCCCAUUAAAUAGCUGUAUGGCAAAACGUUGGCUUCCCAAUGGUUGAUUUGGCUCAAUUUGCACUGUUUUAGGCCUGUCACAUGUAACAGUGUUGCAGGUCUCGCGACCGGUCUUGGUGGCGAGACAGAGACCGGUCUCGACACUCUGGUCUUGGUGGGGAGACUAUUUUGGGUCUGGGACAUGCUGGUCUGGGGUGUACUGGUCUUGACUUUAACACUGUCAUGGUAUUGAUACACUAUGUUCACAGCUGGGGUGCGUUUUGGCGGAUGUAACCAACAAUUGUUUCAGUUGUUUUGGCCUACGUUAUACACUAGUAGCCAAACCAGUUAUUGGUUGCGACCGCCAAAAUGCACCCAUUAUGUUAAAGAGCAGUCACAUCAGACACAGAUGUGGAUUGAGCGCAGUGUUCUUCAUGUUGGUAGCCAAGGUGCAGCCAUGUUGCGUUUCCAUUGUAACCAAAUAGAGGCUGGGAUAGCAAAAUAGUCAGGUCCCCCUUGGUACAAUAAAAAGCAGUAUUGAUUAUUGCUAUCACAUAAAGGGAACACUACAAAGAUGAAUGCUACAUGGCUUGGUUUCUAAAUGUUUCACAUUUUUUGACUUUUAACUUUGAGAUUAAUUAUUAACAAAUUCA
Asterias rubens (European starfish) is the source of this 4755-nucleotide messenger RNA. Its product is annotated as calcium-binding mitochondrial carrier protein SCaMC-2-like. Gene Ontology annotation, cellular component: mitochondrial inner membrane. The transcript has 10 exons. The record is from RefSeq and is a predicted model, not a curated record. The coding region runs from base 124 to 1614 and encodes 496 amino acids. Gene Ontology annotation, biological process: transmembrane transport. NCBI's taxonomy places the organism in Eukaryota, Metazoa, Echinodermata, Asteroidea, Forcipulatida, Asteriidae. Gene Ontology annotation, molecular function: calcium ion binding; ATP transmembrane transporter activity.